AAGUCAUAAUCAUUUUUAUUUGUGAAAAGAAAUCGUGAACAGAACACAAGUGAAUUUUAGUGGAUUGAAUGGAUAAAUUUUAUUUAAUAUUAUUUCUUGGUUUGAUAUCUUGAGGACGAUAAUAAAAUUAAGUCAGGCUCGGCUCCUUCACUGAUAUACAAUACAAUACACAAUACUAAAAUGAAUGUUCCAGAGAAUGCACCACAGCAUUGUCCUGGUACGCAGAGUGACGAUGCUGGUAAAGCCUCAGCUUGUGCAGGCUGUCCAAAUCAAAAUAUAUGUGCUUCAGGCGCAGCCUCACUACCGGACCCAGCAAUAGAUAUAAUCAAGAAUCGGCUAGCAAAUGUGAAGCAUAAGAUCCUCAUUUUAUCAGGGAAAGGAGGAGUAGGAAAGAGUACAGUCACAUCCCUGUUAGGGCACGCACUGGCCGCUAAGAAUCCUGAUAUCAAUGUGGGCAUCUUGGACGCGGAUAUCUGCGGUCCGAGCCAGCCGCGAGUGCUGGGCGUGCGCGACGAGCGUGUCCACAACUCGGGCUCGGGCUGGUCUCCCGUUUACGUGACAGACAACCUGUCGUUGAUGUCCAUCGGGUUCUUGCUGGGCAGUCCCGACGACGCAGUUAUAUGGAGAGGACCGAAGAAGAACGGUAUGAUUAAACAGUUUCUAAGCGAGGUGGACUGGGGUGAACUAGACUAUUUGCUAAUCGACACUCCGCCAGGCACAUCCGACGAACACCUGUCAUCAGUUCAGUAUUUAACUGGAGCGGGUCUGACCGGGGCCGUAGUGGUGACCACGCCUCAGGAAGUGGCCUUGUUGGAUGUCCGCAAAGAGCUGACCUUUUGCUCCAAAGUGGGGGUCAGAGUUUUGGGGGUCAUAGAAAAUAUGUCGCUGUUCGUAUGUCCCAACUGUAAUAGUCGCAGUGAAAUCUUCCCGGCGACGACCGGCGGCGCCGCUCAAAUGUGUUCGGAGCUCAAUGUUCCCCUGCUCGGCAACCUGCCGCUCGAACCGCAGCUGGCGCGCUGCUGCGACUCCGGACAAGACUUCUUAACCACCAUGCCGCACUCUGUGGCCGUGCAAGCGAUCAAAGAUAUCGUAAACAAAAUCGUGACGGCAGCUGAAAAUCCUACGAAUUGAAGCUUUAUAAUCUACUGCACUGGACUCAGUGAACAAUCCAAUUAUUUACUUUAAGCCUAGUCUAAAACAAAUCGCCUUAUAAAAAAAAUAUUAUAUAGGUACCAACUUCAAUUUUAGCUACAACGAUUAUACUGAAUUUAUAACAUUGCACAAAAUGUUUAUUUAUAUACCGUUUUUUUGGUUAAAUUAUAUUUUUAAGUUGAUCAAAUAGUUUUGUUAAAUAUACAGACCAAUAAAAAUGUUAUAGUA
Amyelois transitella is the source of this 1380-nucleotide messenger RNA. It is a transcript of the gene Nubp1, whose product is annotated as cytosolic Fe-S cluster assembly factor Nubp1 homolog. NCBI's taxonomy places the organism in Eukaryota, Metazoa, Arthropoda, Insecta, Lepidoptera, Pyralidae. The record is from RefSeq and is a predicted model, not a curated record. The transcript has 9 exons. Gene Ontology annotation, biological process: iron-sulfur cluster assembly. Gene Ontology annotation, molecular function: ATP-dependent FeS chaperone activity; 4 iron, 4 sulfur cluster binding; ATP binding. Gene Ontology annotation, cellular component: cytosol. The coding region runs from base 181 to 1131 and encodes 316 amino acids.